Dermacentor silvarum is the source of this 960-nucleotide messenger RNA. RefSeq names its product cuticle protein 10.9. Gene Ontology annotation, molecular function: structural constituent of chitin-based larval cuticle. The record is from RefSeq and is a predicted model, not a curated record. Gene Ontology annotation, cellular component: chitin-based extracellular matrix. The coding region runs from base 263 to 772 and encodes 169 amino acids. Lineage: Eukaryota; Metazoa; Arthropoda; Arachnida; Ixodida; Ixodidae. The transcript is spliced from 4 exons.
GAAAAAAUGCGAGCAGCACCGCAUGGUCGGGUGGCAAGGGGGUCGUACGUAAGUGCCCGGAAUCCUGCGGUCAAGAGGUUGCUGUAUAAAACGUUUCACGGUGCCACUGCGCAUCACUUGCAACCGUCAGUUCCUUCUAGUCCUUGCCGCACCUUCGGGUCACCGGUAGAAGCGAGAGCCGCAGCUCUUGAAGCAAGAGUCAGCAGAUCUGCAGUGUGUGCUCGUGUCAGUGUCCGAAGGUUUACCCCCACUCCGACUCAUCAUGCGUUCCGCGGCCGCUAUAAUUUCUCAGCUCUUCGUGAUCUCCAUGCUACCUCUCGCUCUCGCCGGUGGUCAAUUCGGAUUCGGUGGGGGAUUUGGUGGCGGACUUGGGCACCACGGUGCGUUCGGCCCUUCGUUCGCAGCCACGUCCGCGCGGCAAGAGCAGUACUACCCACCACAGCCUUACAGUUUCGGCUACGACAACGCUGACUCGUACGGAACAAAAUCCUUCCACAAGGAGCAAGGUGACGGAUCUAAUACGAAGACGGGCGCCUACGGCUACUCCGAUGCCAACGGCAUCUUCCGCCAGGUGAAGUACAUCGCUGAUGCUGGCGGAUUCCGCGCAAAGAUUGACACCAACGAGCCCGGAACCGCCCCUGGAGCCAGUGCCGACGCGGUCUACAAUGCCAACCCUCUCCCCGCUGGCCCGCAGUACCGCAUCAUUGGUGGCUCCUCUCCCUACUCCUCUCGCUACACGAGCGCCUCCUCUUCUAGCCCUUGGUCUGGAUAGUCAAGAGUGUGAUGUAGGGAACUGUUUGCUGAAUAAUUGUUCCGGCUUCUGACGCUGUUCCUUUCUCAAAGGAGCAGGUAUGCCUGCUGCUCUCAGAGGCUGGACGUUUCUUGUGUACAGUGUAGAUAUGACUCUGUACUGCCAGGAGAAAUAAUUCUAAAUGCGAAUAAAAGCCUGCUUCAGCAAUC